AUGGAUACCCCCAAAGUACAACUUCCGGGUCCCGGAACCCCAGUCGCGCAGAAUGGGGCCAACUCCAACUCCAAUGAGGUCGAGAUGACCGAGAGCCAUGAUGCUGAAUCGACAAAUCAGAUCGAAGAGACUCAAGCCGAGGAUAAUACUAUGCCUGAUGUGCAAGCCGAGACUGAGCCUGAAGCCCCCGCACCUGUGCAGAAGACUGCGGGGUUCAAUUUCUUGAACUUCCUAACCUCGCCAAUCGUCGAAAUUGCCAUCGGCGAAGAUGACAACCAGACCAUACUCACAGCCCAUCAAACACUCCUCAUCGAAUCACCACUCCUCUCCAGAUUCGUCGAUAAAUUCGAGGCAUCAGGCCCGCGCCGCAUCGCCCUCCCCGCAGAAAACGCCGAAGCCUUCGGCUGCUUCCUUCAAUUCCAAUACACCCACGAUUACACCGAAACAAAGCCCUCAACCCCGGCCGGAUCUUCAGAAGUCGCAACCGCAACCACUGACAACACCGGCGAAGAACUCCUUCGCCAUGCGCGCGUCUACACCCUGGCAGAGAAAUUGGGCAUGCCCGCCCUGAAAAGUCUCGCGCAUAAAAAGAUCCACUCCGUGAACAGCACGCCCAGCGGCGAGCUCGCAUACGCCCGUUACGUCUACACCAACACAUCCGAUCACGACACUAUGAUUCGCAAGCCCAUUGCUUCGUACUGGGCUGCCCGGAGCCACACCCUGCGCCACGGGAUUGAAGAGGAGUGGAAGAAGAUCUGUCUUGAUAUUCCUGAAUUCAGCUUCGAUGUAUUGACUAUUGUUCUGAACAAGAAGGAGAAGGCUAGCGCUAAUGCUGAGGCGGAGGGGACGCCCAGGGGUCGGGUUGCUAAGCGGAUGCGCAGUGAAAAGUAA
Molecule: messenger RNA, 891 nt
Organism: Penicillium manginii
Lineage: Eukaryota; Fungi; Ascomycota; Eurotiomycetes; Eurotiales; Aspergillaceae
Exons: 3
Coding region: 1-891 (296 amino acids)
Source: RefSeq, a predicted model, not a curated record